CGCGGCGGCCCCAGGCGAGGCGCGGCCAGGCGGCGCCGGGAGCCUCCACCCCCGGCCCACCCUGCCCGGGCUCAUCAUGUGACGCGGGAUUGAAGUGGAUCUAGGGACAAAUGGAUGACUGAAUAUUCAUAUGAAGAGGAAAGCCAUAAAAGACAUCAGCGCCUUUGAGAACAGAAUGUUAAUGCUUGAUGGGAUGCCGGCAGUCAGAGUCAAAACAGAGCUGCUGGAAUCUGAGCAAGGGUCUCCAAACGUCCACAACUACCCAGAUAUGGAUGCUGUACCCUUGUUACUGAACAACAUGAAGGCCGACCCCACGGAGGAUUCAUUAUCUACAGACCAUUUCCAAACACAGACUGAACCAGUGGACUUGUCAAUAAACAAAGCCAGGUCGUCCCCUACAGCAGCUUCAUCUUCACCAGUUUCUAUGACAGCAUCAGCCUCCUCCCCUUCCUCUACUUCUACUUCUUCUUCUUCCAGUCGGCCAGCUUCAUCCCCCACAGUAAUAACAUCAGUCUCCUCAGCAGCGUCUGUACCGUCAGUAUUAACUCCAGGUCCUCUUGUGGCCUCUGCAUCUGGUGUUGGAGGCCAGCAGUUUUUGCACAUUAUCCAUCCAGUACCACCUUCAAGUCCCAUGAACUUGCAGUCCAACAAAAUGAGUCACGUGCACCGUAUCCCCGUGGUGGUACAGUCGGUACCUGUCGUCUAUACAGCUGUGAGAUCACCUGGGAAUAUGAACAACACUAUAGUAGUACCACUGUUGGAGGAUGGGAGAAGCCAUGUCAAAGCACAAAUGGACCCCCGAGGCCUAUCUCCCAGACAAAUUAAAAGUGACAGUGAUGAUGACGACCUGCCAAAUGUGACCUUAGAUAGCGUUAAUGAAACUGGAUCUACAGCGCUCUCCAUAGCCAGAGCAGUACAAGAAGAGAGCAUGUGGGGCUGUGCCAGGUCAGCUGUUAACCCUUUUCGUUUUUUCAACUCCAGUUCAAUUUCACCGUUCAGUAUUGAGAGCACAAGGCGUCAGAGGAGGUCUGAGUCUCCAGACUCCAGGAAGCGGCGCAUCCAUCGGUGUGACUUUGAGGGAUGCAACAAAGUGUACACAAAAAGCUCCCACCUGAAGGCUCACCGGAGAACGCACACAGGAGAAAAACCCUACAAAUGUACCUGGGAAGGCUGCACCUGGAAGUUUGCUCGAUCCGAUGAACUGACGAGGCAUUACCGCAAGCACACGGGAGUGAAGCCAUUCAAGUGUGCAGACUGUGACCGCAGCUUCUCCCGCUCGGAUCACUUGGCGCUCCACCGCCGCAGGCACAUGCUGGUUUGAGAAAUGCUACCUGUUCCAGCCGAGUUUAAGAGCUGGGUCUCUUAACUACCCACAGUGAAUUCAGCAGGGCUGAAUCCCCCUCUACAGUGUUAACAGGCAGGGCUUUCCCUGAUGUCUGUAACGAAAAAUAAUAACAGAAAUUCAAAAAAAGCAGGAAAAGAAGUGCCACUCUUCUCCUCGCCAUCUGAAGUUAACUCUGUCUGCCCCUCAGCAUGGCUACCCCCUGAAAGUGUCAUCACAAUCACCUGGGAAAUAGCAGCCGAGAUGCUACAGGAAUGGGCAUUAUUUUACAUGCUGCAUCCUUUGACAAAAAAUGUUUAUAGCUUGUAUGUUUUCUCAGCUGCCAGACAUUUUGUUCCUGAAAAAUCGCUGCUGGUUGGAGUAUAGAUACCGUGAACUGAUGAUGAUGAUGACGAUGAUGAUAGUGAUGAUGAUGAUGAUGAUGAGAGAAGACCGCUAGAUCUGUAUGAUGCCAUCUUUUCCCCUUGUUUUCAAUACCAUCUGGCCGGUGUCAGCACUGCACCGGAGCCGUGCUAAAGGCAAGCUGCGUGUGAGUAGGCAAGAAGAUUCUGCUGGAGAGGUCCCGCUGCCGGAGCUGGAGGUUUGCUUGAUCAGACUUUUGCAAUAAUGAUGGUGGCAUUUUAAUAUCAUACCACAACUUGUCAUUAUGCCCCAGAGGACACCAGCCAUUUAACUUUUUUCUUUUAUGUUUUUUUUUCCUUCUUUUCUUUCGUCGUUGUCGUUGUUGAAGUCUGUAAAAUAAGCAAAGGGCAGCAGCAUCUGUGCUGAAAUACCAUAUUAAGUAUCUCUAUUUUACCAUGGAAUUAUUUAGAUCCAUUUUCUGAUUUGUAUAGAAAGAGCCCACCUAAAAACAACUACCCUAUUCUCAGUGUGCUGUUUUCUUUCAUGCAGGUAUCCUCUUCCCCACAACCAUUAUUUGAACCCAAGGAAAUAGUCAGGUCUUGUACUUGCUGGUACCAAGGUUAGUGGUAUAGCCAUUCCUGAGAUGGAAUUGAAUGUAUCAUCAAAACAAAACAGAGAAGAAACGGCUGCAUCUCUUGCAGAGAAAAAGCAAUAAUGAAUAAAAUGGCUCUUGUGACAAUAAUUUACUCCACACCAACAGAAGUGGGGGGUAUGCAGAAACAGCAUGUAAGAUUUAAGCAUUUAAAUUAAUCUUUUUGCUGGUUUCACUGACCUGCUAGGCGCCACAUUUAAGUACUUUUAUUUCUGUUAACAUAAUCAUGGUGUCUGGAAAGCAGGAAAGAUAAAGGAAAGAGUUGAUUGUUGAGGAGGUAGUGGAUGAACUGUAAGUAGGACAGAGAAAUAUGCAGUUGUGCUCUGCAAGACACUAGAGUUCUCCCUGGGAGUUAGGGAAUAACAAGAUUUUGCCAGCUGUCUAGUAUGAUCUAAAUGGACUUCUGUAUGGGUACCAGUGGCUGCCUCUGCUUCGAUUUUCAACCCAAGCCUUUUCAGAUUAAAUAAAAGGAAAUUCUUGAUCAUUCCCAUACAGCCCUGUAAUUGCAAACCAAUUUGUAUUAAUUGAAUUAUGUAGGAAAGAGAGAAAUUCUUAGUCAUCAGUUAUUCAUGCAAACAGAAUAGUGUUUUUCUGUUUUCUUUCCUCAGAAGGAUCUGCCUAUUCAGCUAAAUUUGACAAAGGGGAGGCUUGGCAAUAUUUUCUAAGUGUUGAGAUUUUCAUAGCUUAGAGAUGAAAGAUGUAAACAUAAAGGUCUUUUGCAAUUCAUUUAAUUAUGAAUAUUUUGUUCCAGGAAUUCCAGAUUAAAUUUGUGAUGCCACUUGUUUGUUUUUAAAUGUUUGACCAUCUCAGUUAAUAUUAAAUUCCUGCAGUAAAUGUAGUAAUGUUGCGAUUCUGGAAUCAAGGUAAUCUUUAAGAAAAAACAACACAGAGUAACCAUACAGAUACAAAAGCAAUUACAGUUAAUUGAGGAUUAAUAUGACUGGGAUUAUACUUUAUAAAAGCAUUCACAAGAUCCAGAGUUUGAUUGUCUUUAAAUAUCCUUAAUAUUCCCCAGUAUGGAUAGUUUAUCAAGUCUCUGAAAGAACUUACAAAAAGCUCAGGCUUUCCACUGCCCAGUCAGCAGCAGAGAAACUCAACACAAAUUAUUGACAUCUGUUAAGGGAAAAAUGCCUCUGUCAAUUCCCAUUGACCAUGUUGGUGAUCUACUUCCACCAAAUUUGACGACAUUCUAGACUCCAUCUCCAAAUCAGGGACAGAGCAGGGCUUCUGGAUAGACCAUGAGGCAUUGCAGGGCAGCAGAACUGUGUCUUCAUGAGCAGCAUUGCUACUGUUGAUUUAAAAAACUGGUUGUCAAAGUAUUGUAGAUGAGGUUCUUCAUGGAUUAUGUCUGAGGUCUGGUUUUUGUGUACUUCAAUAUCAUCCCCUUAAAUGCAUUUGUCAUUGUUGGCAUUUAGGGAAAGAAGUCAGGUCAGGUAGGACUCCUUGAUAAAAUUCUUUUCUUGCCCAAGAAUAUUUUACCAACUAAUUAUUUGAAUAGUAGUAAUCCAGUUGAAGAACCAAUGGCAUACAGAAUUCCUUUCAGGAUCUGUGGGUGGGGUUUUUUUCCUCUCAUAGAAAGUUAAGUUUGCUUGAGCAGAAACUCCUGCUAGCAUACAGGAGGAUGUGAUGUUACUCUGAGACAUCAGUUGCAGGGUGCAGUUGGGAGAGAUCAGUGCUCCUCUUUAGGCUUCCCCUGUUGUCAGUGAAGACAGAGAAACUGCAAGAGAAAUUAAGAGGCCUUUAAUUUUAGUGUUCAGCUUUGAAAUGCCCUGUGGAAGAGCAUGUGUAUAACAGACCUUGGAGAGGCUCAUCUCCCAAGGCCGAGGUUGGUUUGUGUGAAUCCCUGGCUUUGGUCUGUGUGAAUCCCUGGCUUUUCAGCUGGUUGCCUGUUAAAAUAUGAAUUGGAAACACUGCAACAGAAAGAGGGCCUGGUUUUAUUCAAAGAACCCCAAAGUGAUAGAGGGUUAAAGCAGCAGUAAUGCUGAGGGACACAGGCUCAGAGUGUGUCAAUGGUAGGAGAAUGAAGCCAAAAGGUGAAGGAGCGUGUGCUAAAUUUUGUUAUUUCCCAGUAUAUCCUCAGCCUUUCAGCACAUGUGCAAGGGCUUCUCAUGCUGCUGUUACCUGUAGAUGAAUUGCACAACCAGCUGUAGUCCACCCCUGGGUUUCAGAUACACAGUAUGGUUCUUGAUAAGGUUCUCAUUCAUACCAGCACCUGCAGGCUUUGGUCCCAGUUACUCCCUGGGGUUGUUUUCUGGGUUUUAUCGCUUUCCAAAGUAUUUUAAGAGAAGUUACUCGGGAGGAUGGGGGUGUUUGAAUGUGGAGCUGAUGUCCCCCAGAUCCUCAGUGUGUCUUUGUCUUUAUUGGCUGUGGUUCUGACCUGCCAAGUUUUUGUGCUCGUGCAAAGACCAUGGGCAAUUGCUCCGGGGUAGUUUCCUCAAAAAUCCUGGUACCCCACCACAGGUCUGUAACAUUUCAUGGCUGUGGUGAAGGCUUACAUCAUGUGUAGCCUGCAGAAAUACCAGAUCUCAUCCUGACAUGAUCCACUAGGACCAUCUUAAUUGAGCAGCUGGGAUACACAAACAUACAGUGUCGCAUUCCUUCAGAAAGACAAGAGAUUUCAAUCCACCAUGCCAUGGCAUUGCAUGUUACUGCUUGCAAGGGAAAUUGGGCCAUGAAGUGUCAGAUUUCAUGUAUUUUCAAAAGUUCUAAAUGGAUUUGUCAGGAAACCUCAGGAGCCAGAAUUUUAGGAAAAUGUAAUGAGCAAACAGCUUUGAUACUGAACUUUUAAAAUUUUUAAUUGUGUCAUUAUUUUUUUGAGCACCCCUUAUAUUCAGCACUGUAAAAUUGGCUCGUUGCAACAGCAGUUUUUACUUGGGAAUGAAGAUGCAGUAUUCCUUAUUCUCUCUCAUGCUUGCAUAAUUAAUUAAAUAGAUUUAGACUGACUUGUAUAUAUGAUUAUUUGCUGGAGUAACGUAUAACAAAAUUAACAGUGUUGAAAAUUACAUCAGUGAUGUUGAUGUUCGGGUAAACUUGCAGUGCAGAGCAUGGACAAAUAGCUGGACAGCCUUUCUCCCCUUUAAUAAUGAGAAUAACAGUGAUCAUAAGCCUCUUUUUCCAUUAGCCACAUUGAAAAUGUAUUCUAGUUGCCAUUUAUAAAUUUAAAUUCUGGUAAUAAAUGCUGUUUAAUGUAAAAAAUCUCUUCCCCCUUUAUUGAAGGUGGAUACUUCAAAAUCAGACUAGGUGUGACUAACAAUAUCCCACUUACUUUUUAGUUUGAAUUUGAGUUUGGAAAGGUCAUUGUGUGAAACUGUGUCUUCCACAGCUGUCAAGUCUUAAGAUUGUUCAGGAAAUCCAUGCUGCUCCCACAUGCUCAUCCUUACACUCAUGCAUAUGAUCCCCAGAACUUCCAAGUGUUUCUACCCAUGUGCAGGUAAUAAACAAGUUUAUUUAAAAUUAAAAUAUAGGAAAAAAACCCAAAAAAGAACAGAAAA
This is a messenger RNA of Melospiza georgiana, 5827 nucleotides long. It is a transcript of the gene KLF12, whose product is annotated as KLF transcription factor 12. The transcript is spliced from 8 exons. Bases 131 to 1321 code for a protein of 396 amino acids. The record is from RefSeq and is a predicted model, not a curated record. Lineage: Eukaryota; Metazoa; Chordata; Aves; Passeriformes; Passerellidae. Gene Ontology annotation, molecular function: DNA-binding transcription factor activity, RNA polymerase II-specific; RNA polymerase II cis-regulatory region sequence-specific DNA binding. Gene Ontology annotation, biological process: regulation of transcription by RNA polymerase II.